Messenger RNA from Lepus europaeus (European hare), 2893 nucleotides. It is a transcript of the gene STYX, whose product is annotated as serine/threonine/tyrosine interacting protein. Gene Ontology annotation, molecular function: protein tyrosine/serine/threonine phosphatase activity; F-box domain binding. Gene Ontology annotation, biological process: negative regulation of protein binding; negative regulation of SCF-dependent proteasomal ubiquitin-dependent catabolic process; protein dephosphorylation. Gene Ontology annotation, cellular component: nucleoplasm; cytoplasm. The transcript is spliced from 11 exons. The coding region runs from base 295 to 966 and encodes 223 amino acids. The record is from RefSeq and is a predicted model, not a curated record. Lineage: Eukaryota; Metazoa; Chordata; Mammalia; Lagomorpha; Leporidae.
CGUGCCGGAUCCUGGGCCGCCGAGGGGCGCGGAGACAGAGGGGAGGGGAGACAGCGGCAGCAUGGCGGCGGGGUGCGAGCCGCCCAGCCCUCUUCCCCGCUGUCGCCGCCGCCGUCGCCGCAGUCGCUGGGACCCUCUGGUCUGCGCGCGUUCGUUGUGAGCUCGCCUUCGGCCGGUCCGCACUCGCCUCAGCGGCCAUCCUUGCUCUCGCCGCCACUGCCAAGCCCGAGGGUCGUGCCCGCCCGGGAACUCACCGUCCCACCCCACCCACCACCAGCCCCGCGGCCCGGGACCAUGGAGGACGUGAAGCUGGAGUUCCCCUCGCUCCCGCAGUGUAAAGAAGAAGCCGAGGAAUGGACCUACCCUAUGAGGCGGGAGAUGCAGGAAAUUUUACCUGGAUUGUUCUUAGGCCCAUAUUCUUCUGCUAUGAAAAGCAAGCUACCUAUACUACAGAAACAUGGAAUAACCCAUAUAAUUUGCAUACGACAAAAUAUUGAAGCAAACUUUAUUAAACCAAACUUUCAACAAUUAUUUAGGUAUUUAGUCUUGGAUAUUGCAGAUAAUCCAGUUGAAAAUAUAAUACGUUUUUUUCCUAUGACUAAAGAAUUUAUUGAUGGGAGCUUACAAACUGGAGGGAAAGUUCUUGUCCAUGGAAAUGCAGGGAUCUCCAGAAGUGCUGCCUUUGUUAUUGCAUACCUUAUGGAAACGUUUGGAAUGAAGUACAGAGAUGCAUUUGCUUAUGUUCAAGAAAGAAGAUUUUGUAUUAAUCCUAAUGUUGGAUUUGUACAUCAACUUCAGGAAUAUGAAGCCAUCUAUCUAGCAAAAUUAACAAUACAGAUGAUGUCACCACUUCAGAUAGAAAGAUCAUUAUCUGUUCAUUCUGGAACUACAGGCAGUUUGAAGAGAACACAUGAAGAAGAUGAUGACUUUGGAAACAUGCAAGUGGCAACUGCACAGAAUGGUUGAAGCAAGAGGAACACUGUAGAGUGUGAAUUUCUGUUUGGAAAGAAGAAAAUAGUAGAGAUAAUAAUAACAUAAACUGGUAAAAACACAAGCAGUUUUUUUUGGUUAUAUGUUGCUUCCAGACAUGGUUCUCUGCAGUCUGUGAGCAGCGUGUGAAGAUGUGGGACUUCUGCUGUAGAUGGCACUGAUGGAUGGUUUUACUCCUUAAAAAAAAAAAAAAAAAAGAAAAAAACUUUACAGUUUUAUUAUAACCAAGAAUUUUGGACUUGCAAAGAGGUAUUAUUGCAAUAAUGCACUUUCAUACUUGAAAUUUGUUUGUAUGAUAUACUUAUUACUUUAAACAAAAUGCAAGUUAGGGGGGAUUUGUUUAUAAAAUCUGGGUAAUUUAUAAUGAGAAUUUCCUAAAAGUUUGCUAAAAAUUCAUUUUGUGUUCUAUAUAUUACAUUUUUAAGAUAACUUUUACAGUUCAGUUGUAGGGUGGAGCCUCUUACAGAAACAUUAACAAAAUGCAAGAUUCUGCCAUUUGCUUCUUUGUAAACUUCUUGUCCCUUAUUAACAAUCUUUAAAUCAUGACAUUAGCUAACUAUUGUUACUUUAACAAAAUCCAGUUAAUGAAUGCUUCCUUUCCUGUUAACCUUCCUGAUUUGUUUAUUCUAUAGAAAAAAAAUGAUGAAAGGAAGAUGUUGUGCUUUAUAGUAUCUGAUACUUUGUCAAAAACAAGGAUAUAGUAUUAGGUUUUUAAGUGAGUUUUCCUUUUUUUUUUUGUAAAAGCCAGUUGUUGUAUUUGUUCCUUUCAGAGUUGCCUAGCCCUUUUUUUCCUUGUCCAAAAUGGUUUUAAGGAGAAUAAACCAAUGUAGCAUUAUUUUUUCUAAAUGAAGCCCAAAAAAAAAAAGGAAAAGUGCCUUGCAUCAUUAAAAAAAAUUUUAAUCCUCAUGACCUCUAAAUUAAUAUGUGGAACAGUGAAAAGUUCUUUACAUUUUUCUGUAAUUUAUUUUCUUUUCAACCCAUUAGUUUAAAUUGAAAGCAUGGGGCUUGAAGAAACCUUAGUAAAUUAUUUGUAAUAUGGAACCAGUUACUCUUAUAUGUUGUCUAAAUGAUUCUGUGAGAUUGUUCCAGCUCAGACAAGCUUUUCUUGGAAGAUGCAUUUAUAGGGAAAAGUGAUUUGUGGGAGAUGUCAGUGUAUUUUAAAUUCAUGAUGUAAUUAGUUCUUUACAAUGAGUUAAUCCAAAUUUCCCCCAUAAUUUGCAUUAGCAAAGACACUUUGGAUCUUUUGUUCUGUUUUUAUUUAUAUGUAUAAAAUUGUUCUAAGAAAAACUGUUUUUGCUAUUUUAUGUAUGAGGUGAAGGAAGAAGAGUGUUUUUAACUUUUUAUAGUUGAUGACUUUAGCACAAACAGAACUCCAUGUAUCACUUUUCUCAGUCCUCUCUUGAGGUGCUUUACUGAAGGGAAUGAUAUUCACACAUUCCCUUAGUACCAAGAGGUACUACGCAAGGUAACCUAUUACACCAAGUUACUUGCUUUGCAUUCCUCCUAUAAUGUAAUAAUAGAGUAAAAGCUUUUUUAUCCAGCAUGGUAGGAGAAUGGGAAUUAAAAUUGUUCUGUUAAUUAAAGUUAAUUCCUAUUGACCCAGGUAGUUCCCUCUUCUGAUUUCCCUUCUAUCUCUCCGCCCUGAAACAUACUGUUAAUCGCAUUGUGGUCCAGUAUCCAGUUGUAUGAUUAAGUCAUUUGGUGUAGUGGUCUUGUGGAGUCAAGAUUGCAUUGGGUGUUCAAAAGUUCCAGUUGGUAAACUACCAGGUAACAUAAUUUUGCUGUAUAUAAAUAACUAUUGGAUAGGUCAGCAGACAUCUCUCAAUCUAGUAACUGAUGAUGCUUCAUAUUAUUAAGUUUCAGAAAUGAAGCAAUUAGCAGGAUUUUUUUGUUUUUUUUAUUU